UUUCCUUUUUGUUUACACAAAUGCUUGUUGGCAUGUUGGCUGCUGGGAAUUUUUCAGUGAACAUCUGCAACAGAUAAGAUUACACCAACGCUGCACUGUACCAGUUUUAUUUGUGUAAUGAGCGCAUGAAGAACAACUGAAAGUAUUCAUUUUGACAGAUCAGUCUUUCAGUUUGUUGCCGAAAUGAAAGAUCGAACGCUCCUGACCCUCACUGCUGUGAUUGUGCUCCUUCUAAUCUUUUUCCUGAUUUCAUUUGAUGCACAGGAGAAGGCACAAAAUGUUCUUGGGUACAAUAAAAUUAUCUCAGAAUUCACAACAGGCACUGCUAAAGUAGUACCAAAGUGCAACCUUUCUGCAGUCUGUCCCUCGGACCGCUUUGCUUUUAAAAUCUGGAGUGGAGCUGCUAAUGUAGUUGGUCCAAAAAUCUGCUUUGAUGGUAAAAACAUUAUGAGUCACAUUAUGAACAAUGUGGGACCAGGACUAAACAUUGUGGUGGUAAACGGUGAGAAUGGAGUUGUAGAAAAGUUUGGCUAUCUUAACAUGAUUAGUGGAAACUCGGCAGUCAUCUUGGCAUACCUGAAGGAGAUAAAACCAGGAAUGAUUGUGCUGGUGGCCUCCUUUGAUGAUGUAGCAACAAACAGGAUGACAGAUGAAAUAAGGCAGAUGUUUGUCGCGAUGGGAAGCACUUUGAUCGACUCUGUUAAGCAGAAAGACAACUGGGUGUUUGCUGGAAGAAUGGGGAUAAAAAUCAAAAGCGUCUUUGAGCAGCGAGCUGAGAGUGAUAAGAAAACAAACGUUUUCGAGGGAUGGCCAGAGAGGGUGGAGGUGGGCGGCUGUUUCCCAAGAACCACGAGUGUCUAAAAGUUUUCAUAAAUAAACUUUGAAGAUGUCCUUGGAAAAGACUUGAAGCUAUGGAAAGUAUUUUAUUCUGCAGAAGUAAACAAACACUCUAAAUGCAUCCUCACCCUUCCUUACAUAGUGGUCACUGCGGUGGGCAACCACUCAAAGUCCACAUAAACCUUAUUAAAAACAUAAAAACAUGAACCAGGUGGAAAGUAAUGCUGGACACGUGGUGAAUGUUUUGAAUGUCCCUCUGUUGUACAAAAUCCUUGCAGGCAAAAACAAAUAAUAAUCAAAUAAAUAACAAUCUGAAUUAAUUGUCAAAAUCUUUAUCUUCUCAUUUUAUACUUGGAGGAUUGGAAAAAAUUACCUGUCCAAUGAGGAGGACAUUAUGCAUCAAUGGUUAUGUUUUAGCAAUACUGGAAAUGAGCUCUUCCUGGAAAUACUUGAACAGCAGCACCUGUUCCUGCAUCAAAAAACAAAACCAAACAAACAUACUUUUACUACUAGGCUGUACUUUUGAGAUUAGUUCAAUUUUGCUUGAAGCAGUUUGUUGUAUUUUACUUAUUUUCUAUUUUUUCACUAUGUAAGUCUGAAGACCUAUAGGUGGCACACAGGAGCUUGGUCAAGUGAGCAAAAAUUUAGUACCCUAAAGAUUUUUCUCGGGACAUGAAUGAAGGAUUAGGAAAUAAUAAACAUAGUGAUUCUCAGAAGCUGAGUGAGUAUUUUCCUUAGUCGUACCAAUAGGUUGGUGGUUUGGGUCAUUUAGUGCUCAGAGGUUAUUUGUUAAAUUCCAGGGGCAGGCAAAGCAGCAGAGCUAAGAGGAACGAGUUG
Molecule: messenger RNA, 1674 nt
Organism: Gambusia affinis (western mosquitofish)
Lineage: Eukaryota; Metazoa; Chordata; Actinopteri; Cyprinodontiformes; Poeciliidae
Exons: 9
Coding region: 184-861 (225 amino acids)
Source: RefSeq, a predicted model, not a curated record